This is a messenger RNA of Brettanomyces nanus, 489 nucleotides long. RefSeq lists its product as uncharacterized. Lineage: Eukaryota; Fungi; Ascomycota; Pichiomycetes; Pichiales; Pichiaceae. The record is from RefSeq and is a predicted model, not a curated record. The transcript has a single exon. Bases 1 to 489 code for a protein of 162 amino acids.
AUGGUCUUCAUGAUAUUGGUGAUCGUCAUCCUUCCGCGACUCUCAGGAGUGGCUACUUAUGUUACCAAUCCAGAUUAUAUACAGAAACGUAAGGAUCGAGAUCUCACCAAUAUUUCAGAUAGAAAGCAGUCUGAAAUACCCCAGAGUUCAUCCGCCUACAUUCCUCCUGAUGAAGACGAUAGCUUAGGUGUAACUACUGCCACUUCAGAACCCGCUAGUUCCCAACUAAGGUCGAUAGGCUCCGAUGUCUACCAGAAGGUCAAAGAAGUUAAGAUCACCGGAGACGAUAUUCCGAUAAAGCUAAGUUUGGCAAAUGAGGAGGAUCUUCGGCAACAAGUACGCAGAAGGGAUAAAGCUUCAUCUGCUGAGGAUUCCGUAAAUUCGGAUCCUAACAAAUACGACUACGAUCUUGAUGAGCUUAUCACCCAAGAAUCUACUAAAGAUAGAAAAGACGCCAUACACGAAGCAAGUGAUUGGACCCAAGUUUAG